UUUAGUCAAGUCCUUUGCCUUCGUUACGAAAGUAACCUAAAAUGUAUUCAUUUUAUAUUCAAAGAACAUAAUCGUGUUGUUGUGCAUUACACUAGACCUGAUUCUUUUGGAAUAAAUAAUAGUAUUUAAUAACUGUCAAAAUGUUGAGCUAGGCGGAUAAAUUUGAUUAUGUCAUAUUUAAAGGUGAUACACUGUACCUUGUGCCUGAAACAUGGAUACGUGGGAGUUUACUCGAAACCAGUUUUAUUUAAAAUUACUAAUAACACACUCUUCCAGCAUCUUGCCAGAAUAUCAACAGCACAAAACUGGAGAAGUAAAGUGCCACUUAAAACUCAGACAACUGCAACGGUAAAGAAUAAAGUCACCCAAGACACCAGAGUAUGGAAGGAAACACCAUCAUAUGACAGGAAGAGCAAUACGGGACAGUAUUGUUUGAUGCUAUCUAAAUCACGGUUAACAUCAUUAGUUGUGUUGACGUCUAUGGCAGGAUACGCACUAGCACCUGCCCCGUUUCAACUUACUACCUUUGCAUUCUGCGCUGUGGGUACUGGUCUAGUAUCAGCUGCAGCAAACUCUAUUAAUCAGUAUCAUGAAGUACCAUUUGAUGCCCAAAUGUCGAGGACAAAGAACAGGGUGCUUGUCAAAGGUCUAUUAGAGCCCGUCCAUGCAAUAGGUUUUGCAGCAUUGACAAGCAGCGUAGGCCUUGGCGUUUUGUAUUUUGGGGUCAACCCCUUGACAGCUGCACUAGGAGCAGGAAACCUCAUCCUCUACACCUCAGUGUACACUCCAAUGAAAAGAAUGUCCAUACUUAACACCUGGCUUGGCUCUGUAGUUGGAGCCAUACCCCCCUUGAUGGGAUGGGCGGGCUGUACCGGGGGACUGGACGCUGGCGCGCUGGUGCUGGGCGCCUUGCUCUACUCGUGGCAGUUUCCACACUUCAACGCGCUCUCUUGGAAUUUGCGACCAGACUACUCGCGAGCCGGGUAUCGGAUGAUGGCCGUCACUAAUCCCGCACUAUGCCGAAGGGUUGCGCUUAGACACACAGGAAUAAUCACAGCAACAUGCCUGGUAUCACCUUAUAUAGGCGUGACAAACACGUGGUUCGCACUUGAAUCAUUACCAUUGAAUAUUUAUUUUAUGUAUUUAGCAUGGCAAUUCUACCAAAAAUCAGACAGUGCAAGUUCGCGGAAGCUAUUCAGAUUUUCUCUAGUUCACCUACCAGCAUUAAUGUUGCUAAUGCUAGUAAAUAAGAAGUACUGGAGUUCGAGUGACACUCAAGAGCAGACCGACACCAAAAUCCAGGACGUAGGCAUAUUAGACAAGAGAAUUACAGUACUACCUCGAGGACCGGUCGUUGUGGCCCAAGGAAACGACAAACAGUGCUAAUUAUUUUACGUUAUAUGUAGGUAGAUUUUAUUUGCUGUACAUAAUGUACAAAUGUGAUCAAUGUAGAAGAUUGUAAGUUAUCUAUUACGAGAUUUGAAUUGUAACCUCAAAACAAGGUUUCGGAAUUUCAUUUAAAUAACAC
This is a messenger RNA of Bombyx mandarina (wild silkworm), 1528 nucleotides long. It is a transcript of the gene Cox10, whose product is annotated as Cytochrome c oxidase assembly factor 10. The record is from RefSeq and is a predicted model, not a curated record. Lineage: Eukaryota; Metazoa; Arthropoda; Insecta; Lepidoptera; Bombycidae.